This is a messenger RNA of Actinia tenebrosa (Australian red waratah sea anemone), 2912 nucleotides long. RefSeq lists its product as uncharacterized. Gene Ontology annotation, biological process: DNA integration. NCBI's taxonomy places the organism in Eukaryota, Metazoa, Cnidaria, Anthozoa, Actiniaria, Actiniidae. The record is from RefSeq and is a predicted model, not a curated record. Gene Ontology annotation, molecular function: nucleic acid binding.
UGGCGUCCAGAAUGUCCAGUGCUGGUUUCCAAGAAGAAUUAGAGGAAUUCUUUUAUUCUUUGAUUCGCUGCAUUGAAAAGGUCCAGGAAUGUCUUAGUAACCGAGGCAGCAUCCCAAUUGAAUACAUAGAGCAUAAUUUAGAGGGGCAUUUCCAGAUCGUCUCGGCCAUUUUUGUUACUUUACGCGAAAACAAUGUGGACCAAGAAAACGACCUUUUUAUGUUAUUUCAAAACCUUCUUGGGGUGCUUGAGGAGCUCAUAAGAGAAAUAGACAAAGAGAAAGAGCAGAGGCAGCAUCGUGAAAGAAAGGGAACAUGUAUGGUACCCAAUACAUUGAGAAGUAGUGGUGGAAGACCUAUGUACGACAUCAGUAAGGAGAUGAUUGAAAACUUGAGAGAAACUGGAAUGAACGGGAAAGAAAUAUCUGUGUGUCUUGGUAUAAGCGAGAGCACUCUUUAUCUUCGAAGACAAUGUUAUGGACUGCAAGAAAGCUAUGUAGAUAUUUCUGAUGAAGAGCUAAUGUCAACAGUAACAGACAUACUUCAGCAGACUCCUUAUGCUGGAGAAUCGUAUAUUAUUGGCGCUCUUCGAGCUAAAGGUGUUUUCGUUCAAAGAUGCAGAAUUAGAGCUAUAUUGCAACAUGCUGAUCCUAUUGGUAGAGCAUUGAGAAGAAGUACUGCAAUCCAGAGGAGACGUUACAAUGUUAGAGCCCCUAAUCACUUGUGGCACAUUGAUGGUAAUCAUAAGAUCAUUGCUUGGAGAUUUGUUAUCCAUGGUUGCAUAGAUGGUUAUAGUAGAGCAGUUAUCUAUCUAAAUUGUGCUACCAACAAUUUGGCAUCUACAGUACUCAAUUUCUUUGUUCAGGGUGUAAGAGAUUUUGGACUGCCUCUUCGAGUUAGAGGGGAUCAUGGAAUGGAGAAUGUAGAUGUUGCACAGUACAUGGUUCAUAGCAGGGGUGAAAAUAGAGGAAGUUUUAUUGCAGGAAGGAGUGUGCAUAAUGUUCGRAUAGAAAGACUUUGGAGAGAAGUGAACAGAGUGGUAACAAGGUAUUAUAAAGACCUAUUUUUUUUCCUUGAAGAGUCAAACCUGCUAGAUUCCAACAAUGAGCAAGAUCUUUUUGCCCUGCAUUACAUCUAUCUUCCUAGAAUACAAUCUUCAUUGCACCAAUUUGUGGGUCAGUGGAACUACCAUGGAUUACGCACUGAAAACUUCCAGUCACCAAUGGCAUUGUGGCAGACAGGUAUGAUGAGUAACCCUGAAUGUUUCGAAGAAUGUACACCUGAGUUGUAUGAAAUCGAUUUUGAUUCAGGAGUAUCUGGGAUGAACAUUGAUGACGGUGUUGUAGUUCCUGAGAAUCUAAUAGAACUCACAGCUCAAGAAAUGGCCUUAUUGCAAAACCUGGUUCCAGACCCUUUGAUGGACGAUGGCAAUUCAGGAAUAGACCUGUAUAGCAAAGUUUGUGAGUUUCUCAAAACAAUAUAUAAUUAAUGAAAGAAAAUAUCAUAUAAUGAUAUCACCUUGUUUUAUUUAACAACAAGUUAAUUGUAUUUGUUAACAAAUGAAUGCAACAAUUAGAGGUGCAAUCAAUAAAGCACAAGCAGUGUUAAAAUUCUGCUCAGGUUUUACAUCCUGUCAAUACCUAUAAUAAUUCAUGUUGAUGUUUACCAAACUGAAAGUCAUAUACUCAUAUAACUCUUCUAACAAUAACUGUACCAAAAAUACAGUAUUUUACAGGCAGUGUUAAAUCCUGCUUAGGUUUCACAUUAUUACUAUCAACAUCUAUAAUUCAUGUUAUGUAUACCAAAUUGGAACAGAAAGUCAUAAAACUUUUUAAAAUAUUGAAAGCAACAAUAGGUACUAAAAUAGCAGUACAUUGUUAUAAUUGCUUGAUGCACAUACUCAGUUACCUAUGAUUCUGGUUAUGUUUAUACUGUUCUAAAAUUUCAUAAUCUUUUCAAAGACACUUGCAUAGUGAGCUACAAUCUGUAACCAGUCCACUUAAAAAGAUUAUAAAAUGUAUCACAAAAGUUCCAUGCAGUGAGCGCAACACUGACAAGGAUUUGCCUCAUUCUAGAUAUCUUACAACCAUUAUUGUUGGCCGUCAAUCGAAGAACUAAGAUUAAAAAAAACUUUUGAGGGGAUUUUAUACUGAAAAAUAAAUAUUUCAGAGGAUAAGAGGGAAAAAAUCUUAACAAUUUGUACUUAGUCUUAAAUCUCCUUGAAGAUAGAAUUUUUUCAAUUUUUAUUUUUUGAUUGAUGACCAUUGAAAUGCUAGUCAGCAAACAAGACAUCCAACAUUAAGAGUCAGACAUCAACAAUAAUGGUUGCAAUAAGCUGAAACCCUUUACUUGUUAGUUAAAUAUUGAUAAUAUUAAAUAAGUAUAACUCAACAGCCAAUUAAUUUUAAAUGCAACAUAAUUAAUGGAGUCGCAUGGCCAACUGAAAGGAACCCAACAAUUGUUGUAUAAAGAAUUACCAAAAAUCCAUAGCAUGCAGUGCUUUGCAAAUGAAAAGCAAAAAAAGUUAAAAAAAUUGGCAAUAUGGAGGGGUGGUCAGCAUUUUUUACUGGCUCAAAGUGAAAAUCCACCUUCCACCUUACAGAUAAAACAAUUUACAGUCCCUAAAAGGAAAUACCACCUUGUUAACUUAUGAAAUGGUAUUUUUCAUGGAUUCUUUGAUAACAAAGCUGGUACCUGUAUUUCAUUAGGAAAUGAAAACAUAAAGUUUUUUCAAACUUAACAAAACCUAAUGGCAGAGUCUACAURAUGUCCAUCUCCCAGUUGUUGCGAUUGAGGAUGUUAGUAAAUUCCUCUCUGAGUUCCACAAAGUUAUUGUAUGUAGAUGGAAUCUCUAGUAAUGGAGAACAUGUAUGUGCCACUGGUGUGGAACUAAAACCCUCAGUCCUGACAAAUG